Penicillium odoratum is the source of this 1794-nucleotide messenger RNA. Its product is annotated as KRI1 family protein. Gene Ontology annotation, biological process: endonucleolytic cleavage in ITS1 to separate SSU-rRNA from 5.8S rRNA and LSU-rRNA from tricistronic rRNA transcript (SSU-rRNA, 5.8S rRNA, LSU-rRNA). The transcript is spliced from 2 exons. Lineage: Eukaryota; Fungi; Ascomycota; Eurotiomycetes; Eurotiales; Aspergillaceae. Gene Ontology annotation, cellular component: 90S preribosome; nucleolus. Bases 1 to 1794 code for a protein of 597 amino acids. The record is from RefSeq and is a predicted model, not a curated record.
AUGGAGCCCCCUUCAAAGAAAAUGCGGAAGCUCCUUGAUGAUGAUAGUGACUCUGGGGAUGAUGCUGGUGGUGUGCCCAUUAGCAAGUCACCAGAGGCUGGCUUCAAGAUCAACGAAGACUACGCCAAACGGUUCGAGUACAAUAAGAAGCGUGAGGAAGUUGCAAAGUUGGAAGAGAAGUUCGGCAAGAAUGGAUUAAGCAAUCGCCGCGGCUACUACGAAGAACCGGAGGACGAUGACUCCUCCACAGAUGAAGACGAGGAUGACAUUGGAGAGCUCGCGACUGAGGCGCUCGAUGCAGAGAUCAUGGACACUUUGAACGCUAUCCGAAACAAGGACCCCCGCGUCUACGAUAGCAACGUUACGUUCUACUCAAAGUUUGACGAAGACGAGGCCAACGCGACACCCAAGGAGAAGAAGGAAAAGCCCAUGACAUUGCACGACUACCAUCGCAAAAACCUGCUGAGUGGGGGUUCCGCCGGAGAAGACGAUGCUCCCAAGACCUUUGCCCAAGAACAAGCAGAGCUCAAGGAUGCAAUUGUUAAGGAGAUGCAUGCUUCAGAUGAUGAGAUGGAUGAUGCUGAUGACUUCCUGGUCCGCAAGUCUGUCCCGGAGCCAGCUGAGAAGGCUGAAAAGUCAGAGAUCAAGCUGGACAUUGAAGGUGCCGACAAGGACCCAGAGACUUUCCUCUCCAAUUUCCUGUCCGCCCGAGCAUGGGUCCCCGAAGGUCGACAGGAACUCCACCCCUUCGAUUCCGAUGAUGAUGAUGAUGUCGACCGGGCCGAUGUCCUUGAAGAGGCAUACAACUUCCGUUUUGAGGAUCCCAGCAAGCUCAAUGAGGCGCUGGUCACUCACGCUCGUGAUGCAACCAACAAACAAUCGGCCCGAAGAGAAGAGAAGAGCUCUCGCAAGAAGAUCAGAGAGGCUGAACGCCAGCGCAAGGAGGAGGAAGCAAAGCAGCGUGAGGCUGAUAAGAACCGGUUGCGUAAGCUCAAGACCGAGGAGAUGCAGAAGAAAAUCCAGCAAAUCAAGGAAGUGGCUGGAUUCAGAGCAUCAGAACUCACCGAUGAUGACUGGAUGCGCUUCCUCGAUGGUGCCUGGGACGACAAGGAGUGGGAAAAGGAGAUGGAGCAACGAUUCGGUACAGACUACUAUGCUGAAGGUGCUUCCAGCGACAAGAAGCAUCCCAAGAAGCCUGAGUGGGACGAUGAUCUCGAUAUCACUGAUCUGAUUCCGGACUACAAGGAUGACGAAGAUCAACCCACCUUGGAACUGGAUGAGGAUAAUGAUGAUGACGGCGAGGAUGAGGCUCCUGUCUCCAAGAAGAGCAAAACGCAAGACAAGCGCGAUCAGAAACGGGAAGCCCGUAAGGAACGUAUGCGCAUCGACGAGGCGGUCAACCGCAAUCUGGACUUGGACAUCACCAUGCUUCCUGGAGCGACCAAGAAGAAUGCGACCAAGUUCCGUUACCGUGAGACUUCGCCCCAGAGCUUUGGUUUGACGGCGCGGGAUAUCCUCAUGGCCGACGAUACCCAGCUCAAUCAAUUCGCUGGUCUGAAGAAGCUAGCCUCCUUCCGUGAUGAGGAGAAGAAAGCAAAGGAUCAAAGAAAGCUCGGCAAGAAGGCGCGCCUUCGCCAGUGGCGCAAGGACACUUUCGGAGAUGAGGAAGGUCCCGUUUUCGACCUUGGGCCGAGGGUUAAGGAGACCAUGAAUGACGAGGCAGGUGAUGACAUGAAGGUCGACAUUCGUGAGAGUGAUGGUCGCAAGAAGCGCAAGCGGUCCAAGAAACACUAA